CGGGGGGAAGUAUUUGUCAAGCCAUUGGACUGGUAUAACCAGUAUUCUUAUUCCAGUGACAAGUUAGAAGAGACAAAAGAAGAACGAGACACCUUCAUACCAAGGCUAGCACAAGUAACAGAUCAAAGGGAGAGAGAACUGAUGCUGGAAGAAAAACGCACUGAACUACAUAGCAAGAUGCUAGCGACAAAGCGCAAAGAACUUGAUGAUAGAAAGAAGUUGCAAGCAGAGGGGGCGAGGUUACACAGCGAGCUGCAGGCACAAAAGGAAAAGCAAGCGGCUACUGAAGAAAAACUACCCCUCCUAACUGGAACAGUUCUCCAUACGAAACAGGAGGUUGCUGCAAUCAACAGGACCUUGCAGAAAGUUGAAACGAAUCAACUAGAAUUUGAAAAUGUAUGGAACACUUUUUUGCAGAAGUCCGCCAAGGACGUAGAUCUGCACAUUCAGUCCUAUAUCAACAAACUGGAUGAUCAUCUCACUCAAACCUUCACUCCAGCUGUGAUUGAGAGAAUAGUGCAGGGCAGCGGCGGAGGAGGAGGUGGUGACGGAGACGGGGAUGGAGGCGAUGGAGAUAAGAAAGGAAAGGGAAGACAGCGAGAAGGAGCAGGGACCAGCAACAAAAUUAAAGUUGGACGUACACCUGCAAAAAGGAAGAAGUUGCAUUGGAUGGUGGCGGUAGAGUCCUAUGUCUACGGACAACGGAUUCCUUAUUGGGAUAGGGUGUUGAUGGCCACUUCGUGCAUGGCCGAUGACGCAAUGACUUUUGCAAUCUCGUUACAAAAAGAAGCAGGAUGUAGGGGCGGCGGCAACGGGGGAGGGGCACCGGCGGUGGGGGAGGAGGCAGCGGUGGCAGCGGUGGCAGCGAGGGAGGGGGAGGCAACGGCCGUGGGGGAGCGGGCAGAGGCGGGCUCAGGCGGCAACGUCGGCGGCGGCCACAGUGGCAGCAAGCAACAGCAGCAGUGGAAGCCAGCAGCAGCAGCAUCGGCAGCAAUCGGCAGCAGCAACCAGCAGCAGCAACCCGCGGCUACAGCGGCUGCAGUGGUGGCAGCGGCGGCAGAGGCGACGCCACCGGUGGCAGCAGCAGCCACGGCAGUGGCAGCGGCAGCCGCAGCGGCCGCGGUGGCAGCGGCAGCCGCAGCGGCAGCACUGGCAGCGGCAGCACUAGCAGCGGCAGCACUGGCAGCGGCAGCAAUGGUAGCGGCAGCAGCAGUAGCGGCAGCGGCGGCGGCGGCGACAGCGACGGCAACGGCGGCAGUGGCGGAGGCCGCGGCGGCAACAGCGGGAGCUGCAGCCGCGGGAGCGGGAGCGGCAGCCGCAGGAGCGGGAGCGGGAGCGGCAGCAGCGGCCGCAGCAGCAGCAGCGGCAGGCAGAGCGGCGGCAGGGGGAGCGGCAGCAGCGGGAGCGGCAGCAGAGGGAGCGGCAGCAGCAGGAGCGGCAGCAGCGGCAGCGGCAGCAGCAGCGGCAGCGGACGCGGCAGCAGCGGGCGCGGCAGCGGCCGGGCGCGGCCGCAGCGGGGGCAGCCGCAGCGAGGGCAGCCGCAGCGGGAGCGGCUGCAGCGGGAGCGGCUGCAGCGGGAGCGGGAGCGGGAGCGGGAGCGGGAGCGGGAGCGAGAGUGGGAGCGAGAGCGGGAGCGGGAGCGGCAGCGGCGGCAGAGGCAGCGGAGGCAGCAGCAGAGGCAGCAGAGGCAGAGGCAGCAGAGGCAGCAGCGGCGGCAGUGGCAACAUCAACAGCGGCAGCAGUGGCAGCAGCGGCAGCAGCGGCAGCGGCAGCGGCAGCGGCAGCGACAUCGACAUCGGCAGUGGCGGCAGCGGCAGCGGCAGCGGCAGCGGCAGUGGCAGCAGCAGCAGCAGCGGCAGCAGCAGCAGCGGCAGUAGCAGCAGCGGCGGCAACGGCAACGGCAGCGGCGGCAGCAGCAGCAGCGGCGGCAACGGCAACGGCAGCGGCGGCAGCGGCAGCGGCGGCAGCGGCAGCGGCGGCAGCGGCAACAGCAGCGGCAACAACGACAGCGGUGGCAGCAGCAGCAGUGGCAGCGGUGGCAGCGGUGGCAGCGGCAGCAGUGGCAGUGGCAGUGGCAGCGGCAGCAACAGCAGCAGCAGCAGCAGCGGUGGUGGACCAGCAGCAGUCGCCGCAGCAGCUGCCUCAACAGCAGCAGCAGCAGCCACGGCAGCAACAGCGGCGGUGGCGGCAAUGGCAAUGGCAGUGGCCGCGGCGGUGGCGGCAAUGGCAGUGGCAGUGGCCGCGGCGGUGUCAGCAGGAGCAGUAGCAGCAGCAGGAGCAGCGGAAGGAGCAGGAGCAGCAGGAGCAAGAGCAGGAGCGGCAGGACAGCGGCAGCAGCAGCAGCGGAAGCGGCAGCGGCGGCAGCGGCAGCAGCGGUGGCAGCGGCAGUGGUGGCAGCGCCAGCAGUGGCAGCAGUGGCAGCGCCAGCAGCAGCAGCGGUGGAACGGCAACAGUGGCAGCAGUGGCAGCAGCGGAGGCGCCCCAGUAGCAGUCGCCGCAGCAGCUGCCUCAACAGCAGCAGCAGCAGCCACGGCAGCAACAGCGGCGGCGGCAGCAACGGCAGCAGCAGCAGCAGUAGUGGCAGUGGCGGCGGCGCUGGCGGUGACAGCAGGAGCAGCAGCAGCGGAAGGAGCAAGAGCAGGAGCAGCAGGAGCACAAGCAGCAGGAGCAGGAGCAGGAAGAGCAGGAGCAGCAGGAGCAGGAGCAGCAUCAGUAGCAGGAGCAGGAGGAGCAAGAGGAGCAGUGGCAGGAGCAGCAGGAGCACGAGCAGCAGGAGCAGGAGCUGCAGGAGCAGGAGCAGCAGUUGCAGGAGGAGGAGGAGCAAGAGAAGCAGUGGCAGCAGCAGCAGCAGUGGCAGCAGCAGCAGCAGCGGUAGCAGCAGCGGCAUCAGCAGCGGGAGCGGAGUGGCAGCAGCGGCAGGAGCGCCACUGCAGCCACAGCCACAGUACCAGCAGCUGCAGCAUCAGCAGCAGCAGGAGUAGGAGCAGCAGGAGCAGCGGCUGCAGCCACAGCCACAGCAGCCACCACCACCACCACCACUGUGACAGCAGCAGCAGGAGGAGGAGGAGGAAACGUACAGUAUUAGCAGCAGUAGUAGUCGUCAUCAUUGUCGUAGCAGUAGUAGUGGUAGGAGGAGGAGAAAUAUAGUAGUAGUCGUAGUAGGAGGAGGUGUAGUAGUAGUAGUAGUAGUAGCAGUAGGAGGAGGAGGAGGUGCAGGAGUAGCAGCACACUAGGAGGAGGAGGAGGAGAAGAGUGCGGGACGAAGAGGGAGAGUAUGGGAGGAGGAUCAACCAAAGACUGUUACGUGAUUGCUCGUUUCCCUGGUUGCGAUCCCGAUUGGUUUUCCAUUACUAAAUAAUUGUGCAUUAUCCUGAAGGCGGUUGGAUUUUUUUUAUUUUUUUAAUUAAACUAAUCAGAACGGAUACUACACUUGAGCUUGCCAAAAGGCCCUUAGCUAGGGCUUUAGAUUUUCAGACUUCUUUCUUCGGAGAUCACUGUCCAGUAGAGAAUCUAACACAGACUUUUUUUUUUUUUUUUUUUUUAUAUAACACAGACUUUCCGUGCUCGUAUGGUCCUUCUUCCUUUCUUUUUCUUUUUUAAUUCUUUCUUUUUUUUUUUUUGCCUUUUUUUUUUCCCCCCCCCGUCACAUUUUUUCUCUUCCACCUUCUCCCUCGUACUCCAUCAAUCCAGAACAAAGCCAAAGGAGCCUU
This is a messenger RNA of Chara braunii, 3710 nucleotides long. The record is from the annotation of a GenBank genome assembly. NCBI's taxonomy places the organism in Eukaryota, Viridiplantae, Streptophyta, Charophyceae, Charales, Characeae.